AUGCCUUGCGCUGUCGGAAAUACAUGGCGAACAACAGAGCUCGGGUUACUCCUUGUGGUUGCGAACACGGCAGUUAACUAUGACGACGCGCUCACGUGUUGUUGUAACAACGGAGGUCAUCUCGUGCGUGUCGAUUCCGUGGGGGUCAAGACAUUGUUUGAUCAAGAAUUGGACGGCUCUAACGAUCAGUUAUGGAUUGGUGGUCGCCGCUUUGAUUCCAACGUGAGCGGGUUCGUGUUUUCUGACGGCACACCUAUCACUGUGACAUUCUGGGAAGCCGGGGAACCAAACGAAGAAGCUUCAUGUAUACGCAGGGUUAGGGAAUAUUGGAAGGAUAGAGACUGCCAACAACAAUACGGCUUUGUUUGUCAGAGAUCAUGA
Molecule: messenger RNA, 381 nt
Organism: Mya arenaria
Lineage: Eukaryota; Metazoa; Mollusca; Bivalvia; Myida; Myidae
Product: macrophage mannose receptor 1-like
Exons: 2
Coding region: 1-381 (126 amino acids)
Molecular function (GO): signaling receptor activity
Source: RefSeq, a predicted model, not a curated record